CCGGUCACGGUCUUCGCGUCUUUUUCUAUCAACAAAGCCUUUAUCUGCCCUUUGCCUGCUACUCCGGCCUUCUCUGUCAUUGCUAGAAUCCGGCACACGUUGUCCUUGUUCUGUACCAAUGAACGAUUCCGGUCCGAGCACGCCCGCGGACGUGGCGAGCGCGCCCUCUGGUGCCGCCUCCUCGACAUCCGCAACAAUCACUUCUGAUCCUCAGGCCGCCUACGAGAAAGAGCGGGUCCAAACCCUGCUGCAAUCUGAUGUCGGUGUCGAGUUACUUCUGAAACGGCUGAAGCUCAGUAUCGGGUCCGGCAAGGAAUUCUCGACCUUUCUGAAAAAGCGCGCCGCUGCAGAAGAUGACAGCGCGACGGCUCUCAAGCGACUUGUCCGCACAACACAGGAAGCUAUUCGCAAACCCGAUGGUCGUCAAGACUCGUUCUCCGCGCGCCUGGAAGAAACCCUGCGGAUCCACGAGCAACUGGCAGAACACAGCAGCAAGUUCGCGGCAUUCGUCGGUCAGAUGCACGACCAUCUCGCAGAUCUGUGCAAGGAGACCGAACGAUCGAGAAAAAUGCUCAAGGAGAAAGGGUUGAGGGACGAAAAGAACGUGAUUGAUGCCGAGCAGACCGCCAUCAAAUCGCAGACAAAGUACAACACACUGGCCGAGGAAUUUGAUCGCGUGCGUACCGGCGAUCCUACGAAGCGCUCAAUGAAGUUCAAGAGCAACAAAAAUGGACCACAGUACGAGGAAGAGCUUCACAGAAAAGUCAUGGCCGCCGAAUCCGAAUACAAACAAAAGGUGCAGACUGCCCAGUCUAUGCUCCGCGAUUUGCUAAAUGUGCAGCGGCCAGAUACAGUCCGUCAGCUACGCAGCACUCUCGAGACCUUUGACUCUGGCCUCACGCUCCAGUUCCAGCGCUACACAAACCUCUGCGAGGCUCUCUUUCUCAGCAAGGGUCUGGCGGUCAGCCCGAUGAAGGCUGACGAAUUUGGCGCCAGGAGUAUUUCUGACAUGUCGAGCGAGGUUGAUAACGAUACUGAUUUCCUCAAAUAUGUCUUACAUGAAGGCAGUGGAAAGGUUCUGCGACGUAAGGAGGUCGAGUUCAAACAACACAAGGCCGUCGGAGGCAGCUCAUCCUCCACCUCCCGGCCAAAGACGACCACCGUCGCCGGGGCGACCGUCGCAGGCACUGUAUCGCAGCCAUCUAGUCGUAAUGUCUCUGGUGCGACUGCACCAAAACAAAUAACAUCAGCAUCAGCAGCAGCAUCAGCCGCCGCCGCUGCGCCGUCGUCGUCGCCCGCACCCGCACAGCAGAAAUUCAUUCCCUCGACUGCCUCGGUACCGAGCUCUUCCGCGUCGAACGGUUCGUCAGCUCCAGGCCCAUACAAGACAUCGUCCAUGCUGCUUGCCGACAAUCCUCCGCAGCAGCCAAAAGCAGCGCCGGUCGCUGCAGUCUCGCCAUAUGUACCGAUUCCGAUCCCGCCGGUUCCGAACGGAAACAAGAGCGCUAGCAGCCCGGUAAUCGGCAGCACCAACAACGUGAGCAACAACGGUGAACCCAGCAAGGCCGUGCCACCAGAGGUCUCGUCGCCGUACAUGGAGUCUACGCCUAGCGUGCCAACUCCGCAGUACGGUCGGGUGUUUGGCGUCCCGCUCGAGGUGCUGAUGGAAGAGGAGCGGGUGCAGCUGAACGUUGAGAACGUGAUCGCACCGGCGAUGGUGCUCAAGCUGAUUGAGGCCGUGGACAAGUACGGUCUUGACAAGGAAGGUAUAUAUAACCUGCAGGGCUCGUCGCAGGAGAUUGAGCACAUCCAGAGCUUGUUCGAGAGCACGAAUCCGCUGUAUGUCGAGUUGGGUGAUUUGAGCAUGAUCCACAACGACGUGUAUGCGGUCGGUACAACGUUGAAGCUGUACUUCAAGGCUCUGCCGGAUUCGCUAUUCACCGACGUCGCCUACGACAAAUUUGUCGAGGCGUCCAAGAUCACGGACGAUAACCUGCGACGGGACAGUAUGCAUUACCUGGUGAACGACCUUCCUGACUCGAACUACACGACGUUGCGGUACCUGAUUCUGCAUCUGUCGCGGGUGCAGGACAACUUCAGGGUGAACAAGAUGACGAUUAGAAAUCUGGCAAAGGAAUGGGGUACGAUUCUGAUGAGCGGUGACCCGCGUGACGCGGAGUCCCAUGCGAUUGUCGUCAGCACGAUCCUGACCAACUGCUACUUGAUCUUUGCCAGUUAAUUCUCUCUUAUUUCGUGUAUGCUAUUUCUUUUCAAAGGGCAUUUUGUACAAACAGUGUGAAUUCUAGUUGAUAGUAAUAAUAAUCGAUAAUCAGUGGAUGUAAGAAAGUGGCUGGAGGGUUUAAACUUUAAGCUCGGCGAGCAGCAAGCCCGGUCGUUUACCUCUCCUCCUCCUUCCUGCUACUCCUCG
Myxozyma melibiosi is the source of this 2428-nucleotide messenger RNA. RefSeq lists its product as uncharacterized. The coding region runs from base 119 to 2239 and encodes 706 amino acids. Gene Ontology annotation, biological process: signal transduction; regulation of GTPase activity. Gene Ontology annotation, cellular component: cytoplasm. Lineage: Eukaryota; Fungi; Ascomycota; Lipomycetes; Lipomycetales; Lipomycetaceae. The record is from RefSeq and is a predicted model, not a curated record. The transcript has 5 exons.